AUGCCGACAACUUCCGCCCACAAAAGACCGAGGAGUCGCAGCGCGGAAAGGAGGGAUGGCAUCAGACCGCCCACCCCAGGGACCAAGCGUUCCAUCAGUGGAGCCUCUCCCUCCCACUCCCCUUCCUUGUUCCCUUCCCCACCCUCGAACCCACAUGGCGCGGGGGCUUCUGGUAAACCCACAGGGCCCCUCCACCAUAACUUCAAGGCCAACUUCAACGACCACUUCGAGACGACAAUCGAAGCGCUGCGGGAUCUCCUGCCCGUCGUGCAGGAGCUGCGCCGGCUCACCCGGCCCUCCGCCCCGGAGCGUUUCGUGCUCUACGACCCGUACUACUGUGCCGGGGCCAUCCCCGGGCUCUGGCGGGACCUCGGCCUCCCCCAUACCCUUCAUGAAAACCGUGACUUCUACGCUGACAUCGCGCGGGACACGGUGCCUGGCCCGUACGAUCUCCUUGUCACAAACCCCCCAUUUAGUGACGACCAUCUCCCUCGCCUGCUUGAGUUCCUCGCGCGGGGGCGGGACGAGACACGGGGGAAUCGACAGCGGCCGUGGGCUUUCUUGGCCCCGGAUUACAUCGCGGCGAAGCCGUGGUAUCGGGCGUGGGUGCGAGACCAUUUCGAGGCUGCUGGGGGGGGGAACCGCAACCCCGAUUCGGACGGGGCCCCCGGUGCUCUUAAAAAAGCACAAAUCACCCGUUUUGAGGCGCCGCCCUUCCUGAAAGCAUCUCAAGCAGACGAAGUGGUCGACGGGGUGCCUCAAGAGGGUGCCAAUGGGGUGUGCCACACGGUGGGGGGGAGCCCGGUUUGUACUAAGCUAGGUCCUGAGCCUUUCUACAUCGUGCCCAAGGGGCGGUACGAUUUCAAGCAUCCACUUAAUGCCGGGCAUGAGCAUUCCCACUUCAAGUCGAUGUGGUAUGUUUGGAUGGGGUCGCGGACAUCAGAGAUCAUCCGCGCUGCUAAAAUUGAGUUGCUUAAGACGUCUACCUCAGGUUCGUCUGCGACUGUAGUACAUGGACUUCAGGCACUCGACGAAGGCCAAUACGUUUCAGCAACUGAAAAGCGCCUCAAUCCACGGCAGAGAAAACGGAUAUACACUAAGAGGAUAUAG
Messenger RNA from Phytomonas sp. EM1, 1110 nucleotides. The record is from the annotation of a GenBank genome assembly. Lineage: Eukaryota; Euglenozoa; Kinetoplastea; Trypanosomatida; Trypanosomatidae.